AAAAAAUAGUCCACCGACGAUAUUACCAAAAACCAAAUCUUUCUCUGGAGCUGCGAGCGCACGUCCAUCGCCACCUGGUCAUGACGUCGCCGCAUUCGACCAGUAGUCUAUGUGUGACCACCGCGGCGUCGUACCCCCAACCGAGAUGGGUCGAGCGAGGAGCAUCCUUUCUCCGCCGCAUCAAUCUCGAGCGUGUCGCGGAAGAUCCUCGCGUGAAACUGCUCAUCACGGGCCAACAUCCCACAGAAUCCGGUCUCCUCUCUCCACACUCGCUCCAUCCUCUUAACGACGAACUGCAGCAGCCGGCGAUGCCAAGUCCGUCGCCGCCACGGCAUGGCGUCGGGGGUCCCACUUCGUGGCCACGUUCGCUGAAGGAAUCGAUUCAGAACACGUUCUUCAACAAGAACCACGAGGAGCCGCUGCUUCAUCUGUCGCCGCGGAUGGCCGUGCUCGGGCCGCACUUUAUGCACACGAUACUCAAGCUAUUCGCGGCGAAGACGUCGUCCACCACAUGGAGCGACGCCCAGCAAGCCAUGGCCACGUUGGACACUGCGAUUGCCGCUCGGUUCGCGGACAAGGCAUGUGUCCUCGACUGCGGGCUCUUCGACGCGAUCCAGAAGACGCACCAGAAGCCACUCGUCCAAGACACCUUUGCCGGCGGUAGAGUGACGUCGUUACCAUUCAAGCGCGGCGCGGUGCCGUCGAUGCACGCCAUGUUCGUCGCCACCUCCACCGUGUCGGCGUGGCUGGCCCUACACGAAUCGCAUGUAGUGAUCAUCCUCGCGCCCAAUCUCGAGCAAAUGAGUCUGUACCUCGCGUGCGCGGCGCUCUACCGCGCGCCGUUCUCGUCCGACUUGAUGCCGUACGGGGAGCGCAUCUUGCAAUGGCUGGCAGAAAACGUGGACGCGUCAGAAUCGCUGGCCGCCCGCCUCUCCAAGACAUUUGCCGACUCGGAGACGAGGAAUACGACCUACAUUCCCGGCCUUCCCCGACCGCAAGUGCGAUUUCUGCAGGACUUUGCGGCUUUGCUUAUACUUCGGGACAAGCAACUCAUGGCGUCGAUGCUCACCCCCGACACCCCGCCGUCGAACACCACUCGUCCGACGCUGAGUGGCGCCGCGGUCCUCCCGGCGCUGCACCCGCUGUACAUUCACAAGUUGGUGCUGCUCCCGUCUCCGAAUGCGAAUAACCGGUACUUACCUGACAAUUGCUACCGUCCAUAUUUUGUACUGCAAGACGAGCAGGGGCAUGUGCUGUAUUCGAGCAUGGUGCUGGGGAUUCGGAGUAUUUUGACUGUGGAUGGACCGCACGCGUUCAAGGUGGGCCGACAAGUGCACACGGGCGACCUCCAUUUGCACAUGUACCACGUGCCCGUCAACAGUCGCGGUCAGAUUGUGCUGGAAAGUCGACUCAACUGCAGUUUGCUGUUUGAACAUUUGCGAAUGGACGACCGUGGCGAGAUUACGCUGCGCAUGAAAGACGGCGAUUUCGACUGCGUGUCGACCUUGUACACCCCCCACGUCGACUUUGCCCUUCAGGUCGUGUACGGGAUCAACGCAGAGGCGUUUGCAGCGGAAGACGAGGCCGACGCCGCCGCCGCCCUCGCCGACGCGCCGACGCGCGCAGGUCGGGCACCGAGCAACCCCAACCUCGUGCUGGCGAUUCCCCGAGCCAACCUGCGGGUACCUUGCGGUUCUUUCCUUGGUCUAAUAUUGUCUUUCUUUAACCCAAAGUUUGAACGUUUGCCAAAUCUGUCGACCGAUACUUGUAUGUGUCACAGGAAUGGCCAAGUAUCACACUAAUUCAAGUCACACACUAAUUUGUGGUUGAUUUGGUCGAAGAGUAGGAUCAUUUGAUUCGUGUGUUGUGAUUGGUCUAUUGUAUCUGCCGAUUCGAUACAAUACAUCAUAUGUAGCGGCAACUGGUGCCAGAGGAAGCCAUGAUUGUGUCGAGCGUCACCGUGGCGGACGCCAUUGUGUACUCGAGCGUGGGCGAUGUGCACUUGAAGCAGGUGGACGUGUGCCAGCGGUCGGGGGUGGUGUACCUGCAGUUCCACGUCCAGUGCGGCGACGGCCAGCUGCGCGUGCUCACUACCAACCAGCUGUUUGGGUAUAGCCUGCCGGCGGCGGUGCUGACCACGCUGACCGAAGUGGGCGCGCUCGAGCUCGUGGCGCAGAUGCCGCAGUUCGAUCCGUCGAAUUCAGCCGAUUCGUUUGACGAGCAGUACGGUCUGUGGCUGCAGCGGCAGUUUGACGACGACAUUUCACGCCUGUCGACGCAGAUUCGGAUUGGGACGACCCCCACCGACAUUGAAAACCUCGUCGCACAGCACGGGGAAUUAGGUCUGGUGAUGCUAGCCAACCAACUGCAACAAGCCGAGCUCAACAACACGUACGAAAAAGCCUUAUAUUUUUAUAUUCCAUAUCCUUCGUAAUAUUAUUAUUAUUACUUUAUACCUGCUAUAUAAUGAUGAAGAUAUUUAUUAUUCUGUCUGGGAAACCAAAUGUGGAUGUAUGCGAAUGGAUAUUGAAUAGGAAUUAUGUUGUGCUGACAAAUGAUUACUAGGCGAGGCGCGUCCAUGCGGUUGAUUGCGCAGCUGCCGACGCGGGUGUUUGAAGCGACGGCCGCGGACGGGUGCGAGUGCCUGGUGUGUCGAUACAAUUUCUCCCCCGGCGACGAGAUCCGGACGCUGCCGUGCUUCCACUCAUAUCACUCCAACUGCAUCGACCCCUGGCUGCGCAUCAACAAGGUGUGCCCCGUGUGCCAAGUCUCGAUCGAGCUGCAUUUAGAUUAACAAGUAAAUAAUAUACAUAUAUAUAUAAUUGAAA
This is a messenger RNA of Aphanomyces astaci, 2828 nucleotides long. RefSeq lists its product as hypothetical. The transcript has 10 exons. Lineage: Eukaryota; Oomycota; Saprolegniomycetes; Saprolegniales; Verrucalvaceae. The record is from RefSeq and is a predicted model, not a curated record. The coding region runs from base 81 to 1802 and encodes 573 amino acids.